Miscanthus lutarioriparius is the source of this 1320-nucleotide messenger RNA. The record is from the annotation of a GenBank genome assembly. Lineage: Eukaryota; Viridiplantae; Streptophyta; Magnoliopsida; Poales; Poaceae.
AUGGCGGCCACCGCCGCCCAGCCAGGUCCGCUCCCUCGUUGCGCAAUCCGCUUCCUCCGCCUCCGCAGCACCCAAACCUCAAACCUCGCCAUCCCCACGCGCACUGCGGCGCCCGCGCGCCUCCGCUGCCACCUUUCCCACUCCAGUGACUCCACCUCAACCCCAACCCCGGCCCUCACCACCUCCGACCCAGAGCGAGACCCCGACCAUGAAUCCGAAUCCGAAGAUACCCUACGCUUCGCCUUCGCGUGUGGUGGCGCGGGCGCCGGUGGCCGUGUCUACUCCGCCAUCGCGCUCGCCGACGAGCUCCACGCCUCGCUGCCGUCCUCUCGCUCCCUCAUCCUCGGCGCGCCCGCCCCGUCCUUAGAGUCAUCAGCUGCCGCCGCGGCCUCCUACCCGUUCGCUCCCGUCCCGCUGCGCUGCCUCCCGCGCGGGAUCCUCGCCGCGGCGCUGCACCUCCGCCGAUUCCGCCCACACGUCCUUGUUGCUACAGGAGGCGCUCCCGCGCUACCGGCCUGCCUCGCUGCGCUCAUGCUCCGCCUCCCCUUCGUGAUACAGGACCAGGACGCCUAUCCGGCUCCCGCCACCCGCCUUCUCGCUCCCUUCGCCCGCCGCGUUUUCCUCGCCUUCAACGCUCCCGUGCGACUCCUCCCCAAACGCAGGUGCGCCGUCUACGGGAACCCCGUCCGCAUGUCCAUCCUCAAGUGCAGCGCAUCCAAGACUGAGGCGUUGGCGCGUUUCUUCCCGAGAGCGGGGUUGUUGGGUGAACACGAGGCGCAGGUCGUGCUCGUGCUUGGGGGAGCGGAGGGGUCGCCAGAGAUCAAUGUGGCGGUGCUCAACGUCUAUUACGAGAUUCUGAGGAGUAAAGAUCGGUACAUUAUAUGGCAGACGGGGACGGAGACUUUCUGCGAGAUGGAGAGCCUCGUCAGGGGCCAUCGCCGGCUUUUUCUUACCCCGUUCUUGCAUGAACUGGAAAUGGCAUAUGCUGCCUCUGAUGUUGUAAUUUCUCGAGCUGGUGCAAUGACGUGCACCGAGAUAUUGGCCACUGGGAAACCAUCAAUUCUGAUACCAUUGCCAACAAUUCUGGAUCACCACCAAACGAGAAAUGCAUAUAUCAUGGCUGAUAUCAUGGGAGCAAAGGUCAUCACCGAAGAUGAACUUGAUUCUAGCAGUCUCACGUCUGCAGUUGAUGAAAUUUUUGGUGAUGAAAAACUAAUGGCAGACAUGUCUCAGAAGGCACUAACUGCAGCCCGACCAAAUGCUUCAGCUAAUAUAAUCCGCCACAUAUGUUCAUUGAUUGGUUCACCUUACCCAUCAUGA